Messenger RNA from Wasmannia auropunctata (little fire ant), 1952 nucleotides. Its product is annotated as tubulin gamma-2 chain. Gene Ontology annotation, molecular function: GTP binding; structural constituent of cytoskeleton. Gene Ontology annotation, biological process: mitotic spindle organization; meiotic spindle organization; mitotic cell cycle. Gene Ontology annotation, cellular component: microtubule; cytoplasm; centrosome. The record is from RefSeq and is a predicted model, not a curated record. NCBI's taxonomy places the organism in Eukaryota, Metazoa, Arthropoda, Insecta, Hymenoptera, Formicidae. The coding region runs from base 168 to 1529 and encodes 453 amino acids. The transcript has 8 exons.
AUUUGCCGGUCUCGUCUGAUAUAAUUUUUGACUAUAAUUACGAGUGUUUAUUUAUUUUUGGCUGCGUGAAUAGAUACGGCAGAAACGGCUUUAUUUUGGCGCUCUUGCCAUCAAUUGUGAAGUUUUUUUCUCUUAGAUUUCCGACGAAAAGCUUUUAAUCUAAAAAAAUGCCGUGUGAGAUGAUAACUCUGCAACUUGGCCAAUGCGGCAAUCAAAUUGGAUUUGAAUUUUGGAAAAGACUAUGUGCGGAGCAUGGUAUUAGUCCAGAAGGAAUUUUGGAAGAUUAUGCAACAGAAGGAAUGGAUAGGAAGGAUGUUUUUUUUUAUCAGUCAGAUGAUGAGCAUUAUAUACCACGAGCUGUUUUAUUAGAUUUAGAACCAAGAGUAAUUCAUACUAUCAUGAAUUCUCCAUACUCGAAGCUGUAUAAUCCUGAAAAUAUCUAUUUAUCAAAACACGGUGGUGGUGCUGGAAAUAACUGGGCAUCUGGAUACCAUCAGGGUGAAAAAUUACAGGAAGAAAUUUUUGAUAUUUUAGAUAGAGAAGCUGAUGGUAGUGAUAGCUUAGAAGGUUUUGUUUUGUGCCAUUCUAUAGCAGGAGGUACAGGCUCUGGUAUGGGAUCUUUUAUGUUGGAAUCUCUUGCUGAUAGAUUUCCCAAAAAAUUAAUCGAGACAUACAGCGUUUUUCCAAAUCAGGAUGAAAUAAGUGAUGUUGUAGUACAACCAUAUAACUCGUUGUUAACUUUGAAGAGACUAACUCAAUGUGCAGAUUGUGUGGUAGUCUUAGAUAACACUGCUUUGAAUAGAAUUGCUUCAGACAGAUUACAUAUCCAGAAUCCGAGCUUCACACAGAUUAAUAAGCUUGUUUCAACAAUAAUGUCUGUCAGUACAACCACUCUGAGAUAUCCUUCGUACAUGAACAAUGAUUUAGUUGGUUUGAUUGCACCACUCAUACCAACUCCUCGCUUACAUUUUCUGAUGACUGGAUAUACUCCACUUACAACAGAUCAAGAGGGUGCAUCUGUGAGAAAAACAUCUGUCUUGGAUGUGAUGCGACGAUUGCUACAACCAAAAAAUAUGAUGGUUUCUACAGCAUUAGACAGAAACGCAUCUCAUUGUUAUAUAUCGAUUUUAAAUAUAAUUCAGGGUGAGGUAGAUCCGACACAAGUGCACAAAUCUUUACAAAGGAUCAGAGAACGAAAGCUUACUCAGUUUAUUCCUUGGGGUCCUGCUAGUAUACAAGUAGCUCUUUCAAGAAAAUCUCCUUAUAUACAAAGUACACAUCGCGUUUCUGGUUUAAUGUUAGCUAAUCAUACUAAUAUAUCAUCGCUGUUUGAUAGGGCCUUACAACAAUAUGACAAAUUGCGUAAACGUGAAGCAUUUUUGGAACAAUUCCGUAAAGAAAAAAUGUUCGAAGAUAAUCUUGAUGAAUUGGACAACUCGCGAGAGGUUGUAGAAUAUUUAGUGAAGGAAUAUCAGGCUGCGACUCGAGUUGAUUAUCUUAGUUGGAAUCCAAAUAAAGCAGACGUAUAAAAUAAUUAAUAAAUGCAAAUAAUUAAAUCUGUUUUGUAGCAGUUUUCAGUUUUUCAUUUUUUUUAUAUUUUAACUUUAUACUUUAUGAUUUACAGAAUAUUUUGUAAGAUACCAUGUCACCAAUAUUUAAUCUCCAAAAAAAAUUUUUUGUUGGUACAAGUAAUAGAAAUAGUUCCUAAAUUUCUAAAAUUAUAAAAUUUCUCUUUAAGAUGGUAACAAAACUAAUUUAUGAAUUUUAUUUAACUGGUACUUUAAAUGCACACUUAAGUGUACUUUAGUUUUGCAUUCUCCAAUCGUUCAUUUAUUUUCUUAAUCUAUAUUGUAAAUUUAUUUCUUUUUUUUUUAUUUGCGCGCAUAACUGGGAGAAAGAACAGUAAUUGUAAUAAAACAUAUAUGACCAGGAAAUAAAGAGCGUGAAAAAAC